Amoebophrya sp. A120 is the source of this 192-nucleotide messenger RNA. Lineage: Eukaryota; Dinophyceae; Syndiniales; Amoebophryaceae. The record is from the annotation of a GenBank genome assembly.
AAAAGAUUAAAGACCUCAGAUCAAGUUGAAGAUGAACAUCAUCAACCUGGAGUAGAUCCAGAAGAUCAUGAUCAUGAUGAACUCUCUUCCGGGGCUGCUUGGCGCGCGAAGUACAACCUGCCGACCAGCAAAAGCCUGAAGGCGCUGCGACGCUUAAGCACCGCCGACAUCCCGGAGGACAUGCAGGCGAGG